AUGCCGGUCUGGUCCCAGUACGAGGAGGCGCCGGUGGAGGAGGUGGUGCCGGUGCUGGAGGAGAAGGAGCGAACCACCAACUACAAGCCGGUCUUCGUGACGGAGAUCACCGACGAGCUGCACUUCUACGUGCAGGACGUGGAGACAGGGACCCAGCUGGAGAAGCUGAUGGAGAACAUGCGGAGCGAGAUCGCCGGCCACCCGCCCGUGGAAGGGUCCUACGCGCCGCGCCGCGGGGACUACUGCAUCGCCAAGUUUGUGGAUGGGGAAUGGUACCGGGCCCGCGUGGAGAAGGUGGAGUCGCCAGCCAGGGUGCACAUCUUCUACAUCGACUACGGCAACAAGGAGACCCUGCCCUCUACGCGCCUGGGCACCCUGCCGCCUGCCUUCAGCACCCGCAUCCUGCCCGCCCAGGCCAUCGAGUACAAGUUUGCCUUCAUCCAGGUGCCACAGGAUGACGACGCGCGCGCCGACGCGGUGGAUAGCGUGGUGCGGGACAUCCAGAACACCCAGUGCCUGCUGAACGUGGAGCACCUCGGGCCCAGCUGCCCCCACGUCACCCUGCAGUUCGCUGACUCCAAGGGCGACGUGGGGCUGGGGCUGGUCAAGGAGGGGCUGGUCAUGGUGGAGGCGCGGAAGGAGAAGCAGUUCCAGAAAGUGAUCACCGAGUACCUGAACGCGCAGGAGCUAGCCAAGACCAACCGGCUGAACCUGUGGCGUUACGGCGACUUUCGGGCUGACGACGCGGAUGAAUUUGGCUACAGCCGCUAGGGGAGGCCCCGGGCUCCGGCCCCACCGCACCCACCAAGCUGCCGUCUCUCCUCGUCUCCUCCCCGAGCCCUCGCCCCAGCUGCUGCGCCACCACAGGGCCAGGGCACUGCGCUGGGCCCGUCCCGCCCCCCUUCGCCUCGGCUCCACGCCCCGGGCAGCGAGCCGCUGGGGGGGGCCCUGUGCCCCCUGGGGGGGGCGGGCGGCUCUUGGCCCCCCCGCCCUAGUCCGACCGACGGGGGAUCUGCCCUUGCCUCUGUCCCGUGCGGAGCCAGCUCUGGCCUGUAUUUAAAGCUUUGGAGGCCAAAUAAAGUAGUCGAGUGCUGCG
This is a messenger RNA of Terrapene triunguis (Three-toed box turtle), 1096 nucleotides long. Its product is annotated as staphylococcal nuclease domain-containing protein 1-like. The coding region runs from base 1 to 771 and encodes 256 amino acids. The transcript has 8 exons. Gene Ontology annotation, cellular component: cytosol; nucleus. Gene Ontology annotation, biological process: mRNA catabolic process. Lineage: Eukaryota; Metazoa; Chordata; Testudines; Emydidae. Gene Ontology annotation, molecular function: nuclease activity; RNA binding. The record is from RefSeq and is a predicted model, not a curated record.